UGUUGUCCAAGGGAAGGGCACUAGGGACGAUACAGCUUGGCACUGGUGUCGACGCAGAGCGAUGUGUGGUUAAGUGCCUUGCUCAAGGACACAACACACUGCCUCAGCUGAGGCUUGAACUCGCCACCUUCAGAUCACUAGACCGACACCUUAACCACUUGGCCAUGUGCAAACACAAAUAAUAAUCAAUAAACAAUAUUGAUUACCAGGUGCCGAGUCCUUAAAAGUGAGUACGUAGGUUGGGGAUUUAGUUUAGGCCGAGUCCCUUCAUCAGGACAAACCAUUCCCGAAAAGUCUUGGCUUGAAAUGUCCACCAUUUGUUCCUCUCUACAGAAGCUGCCUGACCUGCAGACUUUCUCCAGCAUUAUUUGUGUGUGUUACUUCCCUGUAAUUCCAUGUUUUUGUGAUGUGGGCGAAAAUCAGGGGAAACCCACAGUAUCACGUGGAAGUUUUGCACAGAGGUCAACAGGGUCCUCGAGGCAGUAGCUGUACGCUCUUUCCCAAUGAUGCCCAGACUCGGUGCAAGGAAGUCUUCCAUCUAGACGGAAGAUUUUCCUGCUCAGUUUUACCGGUUCAGGUUACCACUCCUCUUAUUCCUCUCUCCGAAAGCGGCUGCUCCACGUUCACAGCCACAAAACGCCGAAUGAACGGAAUGGGCUCAGUACGUCAGGCGGAGAAUUGACAGUCGGCGUUUCGGGCCGAACCCCCUCAUCAGGACAGCUCCAGGAGAUGAACAGUCUUUAGUUGUGGAGUGCAAUCCCGCGGGCAUGUUGAGAUGAAAUUUUAUCAUGUACGUCCGAAGAGCUCACCAGGGGAACAGCCAGUGGCAGUGAAGAAGCUGUUUGCGACUUUCUUUCUAUUUGUAUUUUUAACGGGGAGAAACGACGCCUGUAACUUUGGAGGCUAUGAUCCGGUUUCCGAAUAUGCUGGCAGUAUUAAGAGUCUGAAAGACAACCUUCCCACUGACUACAAUCUCACAGUCCUCCUGCAAGACGUUAGAGGAAUGGACAGCUGCUGUUCAGACCUUCAGACCAUGCUAUCACUGAGCAGAUCCAUUUCUCACAUCCAUCAGCAUACCGUGAACCGACUCCAAGGACUAGCCCGGAAUGUCGUAAUACAACUAGAAUUCCUGAGUGAUUGCCCUGUGAAGGAAUCCUUCAACUGUGAAGUUAAGCGAUGGAACUCCACGCACCUCCUCGAGAAUUUGUUACAGAACCUGAAUUCUUUUAGUGGCCUUUUAAGCAGCAAGAAAUGCAAUUUCAGUAAAUGUGUUUUAUACACCUGUAGACCAGGGCACAUUACAACAACGUCCUCCACGCUGGCGUCAGAGGAACCACUGGGAAUAUCCUCUAGCGGAGUCACUCGCUCUCCAACAACUGUUGAUGUGCCAACAUCUCUGAGCAGUUCAACGAACCUGCAAUCACCAUUGGCCAGUACACCUCCGACCUUCCUAACCAAUGGAAGCGACAUAUUCCCAUUCUUAAAUGGUAACGUAACCAAUGGGAAUCAGAUGUAUCCAGCAACAGCCAAUGGCAGUGAGACCACCUUAACCAAUACAACCAAUGCACCUCUAUCCUUGACCAGCAAUAUGUUACACAAUAAAAGUUACCCGCUUUCACCGUCAGCCAAUACCAGUGUAAUCAAUGGAACCAAAACCACUCCAGUCAACGUUAGCCAAUCCGCCAUAGAUUACCAAGGCAACGUCAGCCCAACAUCUCUGACCAUUGGUAGUGGAGGCAUGGCGUUGGCCACGAAGGCCUGCCAAAGCAGUAUGAUCUCCCCACUGCUGUCACGGACAGCGACCGUCGUCCUCCUGUUCAGUGUGGUCGCCAACGUGAUUCUGCUCAGCUGUUUAGUGAGAAGGAAACGAAGACAGGCCCCAGGACAAAUAAUUGAGAUGGAGCCAUUGUCAUCGGUCAGCGUGGAGCAGCGGGAGAUGUGGGCACAGAGGCCAAGGAGGCGAUGACAUGAAAUACAGACAGCACAAGACAACUUGCCAAGGACUUUGAGCAAGUCCUGCUUCAUGCUGCAUCUGAUGCUCCCAGCGCGCACCACCCCAGGCUUUUUUCAACGUCACGUGCUGCUGCCAACUCUCCCUACCAUUGACCACCCUGUUGCCCCGGAACUGAGAAAUGGACUCGUUGCCCAUAGACUGAGGUGCCAGAAGCUGAGCGGUCUGUGCGUUGGAAGGAAUGUUAAUGGUUAUUUUUUCCCUUAUGGAACUUGCUAAGCCACAGAAGCCUCCUCCACAGGCCAUAGCUGGAUAACCUUUGCCACAAGAGCUGGCAAUCCUGACAUUGUGGUCAAUUGAAGGUUGCUUUAAUGUCCUCUUGAGGGGCAAUCCAGGUGUCUCACCAGGGUGAACGGCCAAUGACAGCCUGUUGGAGACUGGGAGGUGUCCAAGAACUCCUCCCCGCAUGCAGAUCAACUCUGACUGGGGGUGGGGGGUGGAAUGAGACCUCUCUGAGGGCCAGCAUGGAUAAGUUGGGCUGAAUGACAUUGCAGCUCACUCUGAAAGCAAAGUAUAAUUAAGGGAAGGAAUUCGUCUAUCUGUAUGGUGAGGUCCAGGGAAGUGAUCACUGCUCUGCAUAGAAUUUGGCGAAUGCUGAAACAUUCCAUUAAGUUGGGAAUGCAACACGGGCUGAAGUGACCUGUUGUUUGCGAUCUCAUUUAUGCUUUCGUGUUGACGAUCGACUGAUCCAAGCUAAAGAAUUGCACUGAAUAUAUUUUUACCACUGACUUUGGCUGAACUUUUCUGAUUGUAUUUUUUUUACCGUUCUUGUAUCUGCUGCUGUUUGCUUAGCCCUUCCUGCUGAGCAAGUUUUGUGAGGUGGGAGGGAGGAGCAGGGAGCCUGUUUUCUGAAGCUUUCCUUUCAGGUAUGAGAGAGCCGCUUGAAGGAAGGGUGGGGGGUGCUGGAUUGGAGGGGACCAGCUGGUUAAGUUUUGGGGAGGUCCAGAGGGUUGUGGAUGGAAUGUGGCUGGUGGGAGUCGUCUGAGUUAGGAUACAAAUACUCGGUUUGGAGGCAGAUGUGCAAGGAGGGUGGGCACCAGAGAUGGGGAGUAACAGGAGAGGGAAUGUUCACCAUUCCUCUCUCAGCAUGGGGACUCUUGAGGUUGGAAGGUUCCCACUUUAAAAAGUUGGGACACAUGCUGCACAAGAGAUUCUGCAGAUGCUGGAAAUGAUGAAGGGUCUCGUCCCGAAACAGCAGCUGUUUAUUCUCCUCCGUGGAUGCUGCCUGACCCUUCCGAGUUUCUCCAGCACGGUGGGUGUGUUGCCCGGGAUACAUAUUGCCCUUUCCCACAAGUGACAGAGGUGGGUUGGAAGUGAAGCAAAAUCUGGCACCCAUCACCGCUCUCCCACCAUCAAGAAUUUCCACAUGAAACCCUCAAAGUAUUGACCUUCACCCAUACCUAUCCACCACGUAGCUAGGGAGGGGGGUGGGAGGGGGUCAUUGCAGGGUUACUGCAGGUCACCUACAUUAAGUGGUCAGUGUGAAUGGCACUCCUGAUUAACCUGUGUCUCUGCCACACAUUGGAUUGUGAGCAAUGUGUUGCCGUGUGAUGAUAUGCAGUAGUUUGGGUACUAUGUACUUAUUGGGGCCAUACUUUGUUUUAUGGCUGCAUAGUUGCAUAUCCAAAUAAUGUGAGCUUGGAAAGCAUAUUUAUUGUUCUUUUAAAUAAAAGCAAAUGUUUAAUAGUGGUGGAUUUUUUUUUGGGUACUUGCUAAACGUGUAAGUAUUGGAAAAAGUGGGAAUUUACGCCACCGCCUUUUUUUUUUCAAAACUACAAAAGCUUAUCCACACACAAAAUACAAACAUUAGGG
Messenger RNA from Mobula hypostoma (lesser devil ray), 3823 nucleotides. RefSeq lists its product as uncharacterized. The record is from RefSeq and is a predicted model, not a curated record. Bases 776 to 1966 code for a protein of 396 amino acids. The transcript is spliced from 9 exons. Gene Ontology annotation, molecular function: cytokine activity. Gene Ontology annotation, cellular component: membrane. Lineage: Eukaryota; Metazoa; Chordata; Chondrichthyes; Myliobatiformes; Myliobatidae.